Messenger RNA from Aureobasidium pullulans EXF-150, 1047 nucleotides. RefSeq lists its product as uncharacterized. The annotation marks the transcript as partial. The transcript has a single exon. NCBI's taxonomy places the organism in Eukaryota, Fungi, Ascomycota, Dothideomycetes, Dothideales, Saccotheciaceae. The record is from RefSeq and is a predicted model, not a curated record.
AUGUAUAAUCGUACCUUAUUACCCGAGAGGUUGUUAACCAACAUCACCAUAUUGGUGCCUAAUGGAACUACGCAGCAUGGCAACGAGAGACUGCUGUGUCUACCUAUCACUUCAGGCUAUUGGCCUUCGAUCUCUUCCGUGAUCAUCUUUUUCGCGGCCAAUUACUUGGCACAUGCCGCCACCGUCAAAUCAAGCCCUGGAGACGCAACUCUCGUUCAAGCCUGCAAUGCUUUUCUGGCUCUGAUGUUCCCAAUGUCGGGACUCUUACGCGCUCUCAACUCAAUAUUCAGAUACUCUCGGUCCGCCAAAACCGCAUUGGAGAAGGCCUGCAAUGCUGGAGCAUUGUGCAUGGUUGUUCGCGAUCGUCAUUGGCAACCUGAGAGACCCUCAGACGUACGAGUCCGUGUAGUACACCGUUUCGAAGAGGUUCAUGAUGAGCCGCACAUCUACGCUGAUUGGACAACGUACCUUCCUUCAUACGCCAGAGAAAAGCCCUCGAGUUGGGUACAUUUCGACUCAGUCUGGGCGCAAUCCUACGUGAAUCCUAGAUUGAAAAGGAUCUACGGCACGUUUGCGCUCCCGGAAGGAUACACGUUUGCUAUCGUCCCACGAGAUACGUUCCUACUAGCCAAGGGAGCUCCAAACAGACGUGGCGACAAUUGCUCAGUAAGCGACAUCAGUGCGUCGACAAGCAGUUUGAAAGCUGUCGCCUCGAUGGUUCAGAUCAUAGCGGCUUUUACGACUCUCUUGUCACAUCGUUCUGACUUGACUGGUCGUUGGGGUUACGCUUCAUAUCAUCUCACAGUCAUACCCUAUCUGUUCAUGACUCUUGUCAAUCUGGUCAGUAACUUGAUCAUCGCAGACUAUCCUUGUCUGUAUAUGGUUCGGACCGACACAAUGGCGGAAGCUGAGAGAGCAGGUGGCAUAUUCGAAGCCGAGGUUGCGCAGACCGUCACUCUGACCGAUGAAGACGUCGAUCUCAACGAAGACGCCCCAUAUGGCGGGAUCACAAUUGAGAAAAUCGUCAGCUUCGUAACGACUUUCACC